GCUCUGACACAUCAUCUUGUCAGUGUUUGUAAAUGAAGUAGCUGAGUUCACGUUGUCGCUAUUAGACAUCAGACAUCUGCUGGCGCUCUGCUCAGUAGCCUGGGAAGCCUCGACAGAGAGGAGCAGCCUGCGGAAGCGAGAUGGAGGGCGAGAGUGAAAGUUUGCUCAGAUCCCGCAGCCGAACCGCCAACAAUCUGCCCGCCUCCUCAGAUUUGGAUGGAGGUUCUAAUCCUGGAAGACAUCCGCAUGGGAAUGGCGAUAACCACCAUAUAACCAGCAAUGGGAAAAUUGAAGUGGAGCAUGUGAUCAGUAGAAAGCUUCAACUCAAAAGGAAAGCAGAGGGCCUGAAGAAUGACAUGAUGCGACAGUUUGAAAGCCAGGUCCAUGAUUUUAUGGACAGUCUAAUUGAAGAGUCAGCUAGCCUCGAGUCCACACCUCUACCUGCCGCCUUUUCACCUCCUUUGUCCGACAAGGAGAGAAGCAAACUCGGCCACUUUCAGCCUCCCCACGGCCGAGGAAAGCACUUUGUUAGUCGGAGAUCCCUGCUAGAUGAGCUGUUUGAGGUGAACCACAUUAGGACCAUCUACCACAUGUUUAUUGCCCUGCUCAUUCUCUUUAUUCUCAGCACACUCGUGGUAGAUUUCCUCGACGAAGGCCGACUCGUCUUGGACUUUGACCUGCUGGUCUAUGCAUUUGGACAGUUCCCUCUAGUGGUUUGCACGUGGCUUUGCAUGUUUCUGUCCGUAUUGCUGGUUCCUUACACGUUGUUCCAUCUGUGGUCACAAAGCCAGUCAGGCUCUCAUGGCCAACAGAGGAUGUACACUUGGCUGUUUGGUUCUGCAUUCCUGCUCUAUCAAGGCCUGGGUUUGGGUUUCCUCCCAACAUAUGUGGUUCUGACCAACGGUUUACCACCUGCUUCCUGCUUCAUCGUCAUCAUAGAGCAGGUUCGUCUAAUGAUGAAAGCCCACUCCUUUGUCAGAGAGAAUGUGCCAAGGGUCCUGACUUGGGCAAAAGAGAAGACGGGCCAUGGUCCUGUGGUUCCUCAAGUUUCCCAGUAUCUAUACUUCCUCUUUGCACCCACUCUUAUUUACAGAGACAAGUACCCCAGAAACCCGGUGACCAGAUGGGGCUAUGUUGCCACGAAGUUACUACAGGUUCUUGGCUGUCUGUUUUAUGCCUAUUACGUGUUUGUGCGGCUGUGCAUCCCACAGUUUCGUAGCAUCAGUCUGCAGCUGUUCAAUCUGCGCGCCAUGGUCCUUUGCGUCUUUAACUCUAUACUGCCAGGAGUUUUGGUUCUUCUGUUGGGUUUUUUUGCCUUUCUCCACUGCUGGCUCAACGCUUUUGCUGAGAUGCUUCGCUUUGCAGACAGGAUGUUUUACAAGGACUGGUGGAACUCGACAUCUUAUGCCAAUUACUACCGCACCUGGAACGUGGUGGUCCACGACUGGCUGUAUUACUACGUUUACAGGGACUUCCUGUUGAUAUCUGAGAAGCGUUUCCGACCAGCUGCCAUGCUUUUUGUGUUCACGGUGUCCGCAGUGGUCCAUGAAUACAUUCUAGCAGUGAGCUUCGGAUUCUUCUAUCCGGUGCUUUUCUGCCUCUUCAUGUGCUUUGGAAUGAUGUUCAACUUUAUUCUCCACGAUCAGAGGAAAGGCCCAAUUUGGAACAUUUUAAUGUGGACGUCCCUGUUUCUGGGUCAAGGGGUCAUAAUGUGUCUAUACUCUCAAGAGUGGUAUGCCAGAUGCUACUGUCCACUUAAAGAGGCUUCAUUCUUUGAUUUUGUGAAGCCUCGCUCCUGGAGCUGUCAGAGAGGUCCGAUGGCUCUGUCCGAUAAGAUGAAAUGGGACUAUUGAGAAAGACAUCAUCAGUCAACAUGGACUACACCAGCUCAUCUCUCACUGUUCUUUAUUUAUUGCAUUAUGAUUUAAGUCUUACAGUGUAUGAAUGUAUGGAGGAGGGUUAGAGAUGCCUUAUUUAUUGAGUUUUCCGUUGCCAAUGUUCAAGAGAAAUGUAUAAAAAAACUUGGCAGUGCCAACUUGAAUAUUGUUUAUCAUGGGUCCCUAUUGAUUCGGUCUCAUUUUGAAACUGCUCCUUGUGCAAAUAAUGACGUGGCAGCUUAAUACAAACAUUACACAAUGAACACGUUAUCCACAUCUUCUGUAAUAGCUGAUGUUCAACAAGGCAGCAUGUUGUUGCUUGUUAAAAAUGAAAUCGGUGAGUUAUCCUGCAAGAACUACUGUAAUAACAUCACCAGACAGAUUUUUUUUUCAAGUGUCUGAAAUUGUAUCACAACAAGAAACGUUGCAAGAUACUCAUUUACUACUAAGAUAUUUUUCAGGCUGAUGAAGCACAACUGAACUAAUCUGUUCCUCUAAUAAAGCCACAACGUAUAGAUACUUUGGUUACCUAAAUGAUAAAUGUGUAAAACCCAAGGAUUUACCGAGUAUUGAGAUGUGAAGGUUCUGUAACUGCUGAUAUUUUACUGAAUGUAUUCUAUAUUAAUAUAAGUACUUGGAAGAUAUUGAGGUUCUAUAAGAUAAUUGAAAAUGAGUAAUUUGAUAUUCUUUGUAUAUGGUAAAUAUUCAGAGUUCUAUAUAAUGACUUCCUAAUGAAACGGUUACAAAAUCUGUCAUAAUUGCAGCUGGCUGCUUAAAUGUCACAACAAUGUAAUACUCAUUAUUGCAAUUUCUGAUUACCUUCAAAUUAUUGUUUUGUAAUCAAAGUCCUACAAUGAUGCACUUUACUGUCAUAAAAGUAUGUAAUUUACUCUCC
This is a messenger RNA of Cyprinodon tularosa, 2772 nucleotides long. It is a transcript of the gene soat1, whose product is annotated as sterol O-acyltransferase 1. The transcript has 16 exons. Lineage: Eukaryota; Metazoa; Chordata; Actinopteri; Cyprinodontiformes; Cyprinodontidae. Gene Ontology annotation, molecular function: cholesterol binding; fatty-acyl-CoA binding; cholesterol O-acyltransferase activity. Gene Ontology annotation, cellular component: endoplasmic reticulum membrane. Bases 141 to 1853 code for a protein of 570 amino acids. Gene Ontology annotation, biological process: cholesterol metabolic process; cholesterol efflux. The record is from RefSeq and is a predicted model, not a curated record.